CUUCUCUCUUGUUCUCGCCAAGACAUCACCGUCUUCCAUCCUGGUCGUUCAAUUUGGAAAGGGUCAUAAGCUACCUGCCCGGACCUCGCCUCUGCUUGUCGCGCAUGUUCUUUUCCUUCCACACCUCUACCUCGCGAUAUCGUACAAAAUGGCAGCAGCACUAUUCCCUUCCCCGAGUCUCGACAGCGGAGCCGACUCCCUUGAGGAGUGGUCCGGCUGCAACUCUCCCUCCUCCUACAACACCAACGCGUCCUCGGUGGACGAAGAUGCCUCCUCGGCCUCCUCCUUGGACGUGGGAGAGGCCCACCGUCCCACCGUCGCCGUCAUAGGCGUCGGCUACGUCGGCGAGCACCUCGUCCAGGUCUUCUCCUCGCACUACCCCGUCGUGGGCUACGAUGUGAGCCCCAAGCGGAUCGAGUAUCUCAAGAAAGAACACCUCAGCUCUGGCUCGGACCGAAAGAUCACCUUCACGACGUCCGAAUCCGACCUGCAGAACGCCUCGUACUUCCUCGUCUCGGUCCCCACCCUCGUCCAGGCCGACGGCGAAGUCAACCUCGCGCACCUCCGUUCCGCCAUCAACACCGUCUCGCGCAACGCCCGCGCCGGGUCCACCGUCGUCAUCGAAUCCUCGGUCGCCAUCGGCAUGACCCGCGAGCUGCUCGGCCCCCUGGCUGUCGCCCAGGGCCUCUUCGUCGGCAUGUCCCCCGAGCGCGUGGAUCCCGGCCGCGUCAGCCCCCCCGCCAGGUCCAUCCCCAAGGUCGUCUCGGGCCUGGACGACCUCGUCCCCGGCUCGCUCGACCGGGUCGUGCGGCUAUACAGCAUGGUGUUUGAGCGCGUCGUCAAGGUGUCUAAACCCGAGGUGGCCGAGAUGACCAAGCUCUACGAGAACUGCCAGCGCAUGAUGGCCAUCGCCUUCGCCAACGAGAUGGCGGACGCGUGCGUCCCUCAUGGCAUCGACCCCUUCGAGGUCGCGGCCACGGCGGCGACAAAGCCCUUUGGCUAUCUCCCUAUCGUCCCCUCGCUCGGCGUCGGCGGCCAUUGCAUCCCCGUUAACCCGUACUAUCUGUUCUCCAACAGCGAGUUCCCCCUCUUGCGCGCGGCGACCGAAAAGAUGAACCAGCGCCCGCAGGAGAUUGCGAACCGAUUGUUGGAGUCGCUGGGGGGGAGGGCGGUGCUGUUCAGGGCGCCACUUGACCUUCGUCCGCGGGUACUCGUGGCGGGCAUGGGCUUCAAGGCCGGGCAGUCGCAGAUUGUCAACUCGCCGGCGGUUAAGUUUGCGUCGGCGUUGGCUGAGUCUGGCAAGGUGGACGUUAUGUUUGUCGAUCCCCUUAUCGAGCAGGCGGCGGUGCCGAACGUGCCGCGGUUGGACGAGAAGUACUGGAACAAGGAGGUGCUAGAGUCGUUUGACAUUGUUGUUGUGGCGAUCCAGCAAACAGGGAUCAACUUGGGUGUGCUGGAUGAGCUGCGCCACACCAAGGUUGAGAACUGGUGCAAGACAGUUAUAGUUUGUUGA
This is a messenger RNA of Chaetomium strumarium, 1513 nucleotides long. Its product is annotated as nucleotide sugar dehydrogenase. The record is from RefSeq and is a predicted model, not a curated record. Gene Ontology annotation, molecular function: NAD binding; oxidoreductase activity, acting on the CH-CH group of donors, NAD or NADP as acceptor; oxidoreductase activity, acting on the CH-OH group of donors, NAD or NADP as acceptor. The transcript has a single exon. Gene Ontology annotation, biological process: polysaccharide biosynthetic process. NCBI's taxonomy places the organism in Eukaryota, Fungi, Ascomycota, Sordariomycetes, Sordariales, Chaetomiaceae. The coding region runs from base 149 to 1513 and encodes 454 amino acids.